Messenger RNA from Funneliformis geosporum, 267 nucleotides. The record is from the annotation of a GenBank genome assembly. NCBI's taxonomy places the organism in Eukaryota, Fungi, Glomeromycota, Glomeromycetes, Glomerales, Glomeraceae.
AUGUCGACAGUUCUUAUCGAAUACUUGCGUAAAUAUUUUACAAAUGGAGAAACCCCUAAUGUCGUACAGACCAAGAACAUUACGAUUAACAAGUAUGCCACUUCUGAAAUUGGAUGUAAUUCUUCAGAUUUGAUGGAACUCAGAGCCAAAAGGCGUCAACAGCAAAUAAAACUUGCACAUGAACAAAAUUUAACACAGGAAAAUAUUGAAGAUAGUGAGCGUGAGCAAAGAGCAAAUAUGUUAAUCAAAGAUUUAUUUGGAAAGUAA